Molecule: messenger RNA, 435 nt
Organism: Cokeromyces recurvatus
Lineage: Eukaryota; Fungi; Mucoromycota; Mucoromycetes; Mucorales; Mucoraceae
Exons: 1
Coding region: 1-435 (144 amino acids)
Source: RefSeq, a predicted model, not a curated record
AUGUUUUCUGCUUGGUUGUCUUCUUGGUAUAAUGGUAAUAACGUCCAACAACAAGCAUUUAUUAAUAGUUAUGAACAACAGCAGAGAUAUGAGGAAACAACUACAACUGUUGAAGGAGAUUGGGUAGAAAUAAUUUCGUCCUCUACAGAAAAGUUGGAAGAACAGCCUAUUAUUACUAGUAAAGUGCUACCUAUUACUACGAUUGACAGUACCAUAAAUCAUGAUAGUAAUAAAAUAAAUACUAAUAGUAAGCCGUUGUCACGACAAGAAAGAAGAGCUAAAGCACGUUUAGCCUUAAGGGAAGAAAAAAAACAAGCAAGGAAGACUGCUAUGGCUUUAAAGCGUAGUAAUACUAGAAUUACAGCAAAAGGUUUAUCUUCAUCUACUUCUACUUCUUCAUGUUUACCUUCAACUCCUCUAACUACCACUAAUUAA